UACUUGACACAGUCAUUGGGUGCUAUUUAAUUCUUCAAUUACCAAUAAUGGCACUUCCACUAGCAUUUGCACAUGCUGCACUUUUCUUCUUUACGGUGGCAUCGUCUUCAUCAGCGACGUCAGAUUCGCAGCUCUCUGGAUGCUUCGAUUCCGUUGUUAGCUUCGGCGGUUCGUUAUCCGACACCGGCAAUGAUCUUAUCCCCGAGAUAUACCCUGGACCCUGCUUCUCUGCUAACCCGCCCUAUGGCCGGACGUACUUCCACAACCCUACCGGAAGAUUCUCCGACGGUCGCGUCGUCAUUGAUUUCAUCGCGCAAAGCGUGGGGCUGCCUCCACUCAAAUCUUACUUUUCCGAAGCUCACGAAAAGCCGGAGAAACGUCCCCGGAGCUUCAGCAGCGGAGUUAAUUUCGCGGUGGCUGGAGCGUCGGUGCUUCCCCAUGAGUUCUUCCGGAAGAUUGGAAGUCUGAGUAUGUCCACCAAUGUCUCUCUGGGAACUCAAUGGGAAUGGUUCCGAAGCUUUUUGGCCGGACUUCCAGAUGGUCGAAAGUACUUGAAAAGAUGUUUGAUUGUAUUGGGACCACUUGGAGGCAACGACUACAGCCAUCUCCUGGUUCAGUUAGGGAAGACUCUUGAUGAUGCGCGAAUGCUUGCUCCUUUACUUGUUAGCCACAUUGGAUCCACCAUCGAGGAGCUGAUCAAGCUUGGAGCUGUGACGAUUCUUGUUCCUGGGAGUUUGCCCGAUGGUUGCAUGCCUGCUAUGCUACUCUUUUAUGAUGAGAUAUCCAGCACACGAGAUGACUAUGAUCCCCAAACUGGUUGUCAUUAUGGGUUAAACAAGCACUUACAGUACCAUAACGAGCUUCUCCAAAAAGAAUUGCAGAGAAUAAGAAAACUUCAUCCUAAUGUCAACAUAAUGUAUGGAGAUUAUUAUAAUGCAGCAAAUCGAAUGUAUCUCUCUCCCAACCAAUUCGGAUUUGGAAACCAAGUUCUUAUGGCUUGUUGCGGAGCUGGAGGGACGUACAACUUCGAGCCAGCCAAGCAGUGCGGCGGAAAUCCUCAAGCAACAUCCUGUCGAGACCCGGCCGAGUAUAUUAAUUGGGAUGGGGUGCACAAUACAGAGGCGGCCAAUAGAUUCAUAGCCCAAGGAUUGUUCCAAGGACCGUAUACCGAUCCUCCUUUCUCGACCAUCUGCCUUAAUUCCACAUUGAAGCGUCGCGCCAUUGCCGACUACUAAGACUCGACUCGACUUGUCUCUGUAGUAGGCUAGAUGCUGAAAGUUUAGUGCAUGCAUUAUGCAUACAUGUCGUUUAUUGUUAUGGAUUUUCUUUACAAAGUGUUUUUUAUUUUACAAAAUUUUGGUUCUACCAUAAAAAAUCAAAUCCAACGCAUCAUAU
Molecule: messenger RNA, 1395 nt
Organism: Andrographis paniculata
Lineage: Eukaryota; Viridiplantae; Streptophyta; Magnoliopsida; Lamiales; Acanthaceae
Product: GDSL esterase/lipase At1g31550-like
Exons: 5
Coding region: 48-1235 (395 amino acids)
Molecular function (GO): hydrolase activity, acting on ester bonds
Source: RefSeq, a predicted model, not a curated record